Molecule: messenger RNA, 5245 nt
Organism: Pseudoliparis swirei
Lineage: Eukaryota; Metazoa; Chordata; Actinopteri; Perciformes; Liparidae
Product: tyrosine-protein kinase receptor UFO
Exons: 20
Coding region: 427-3228 (933 amino acids)
Biological process (GO): positive regulation of phosphatidylinositol 3-kinase/protein kinase B signal transduction; platelet activation; positive regulation of kinase activity
Cellular component (GO): signaling receptor complex
Molecular function (GO): ATP binding; protein binding; transmembrane receptor protein tyrosine kinase activity
Source: RefSeq, a predicted model, not a curated record
GAGGGAAUGUAUGAGGGAGUCUGAGGGAACCGGUAGGACAGGAGAGACGCGGAGGACGACAGACUGCGGGAAACAAGUUGUGUUACUCCCUCGCUUUGCCAGAAAUAGAUUUGGUCAAGUUGAUCAGCGGCCGGAAAGUUCCGAGCGCCUUUUUGUUUGGUUGUUGUGCGCCUUUUCUUCUUGGGGCAAAGUUUAUCAGACAGUGUCGGGAUCAACCGAAAGCAGCAGCAGGAAGGAGAAAAGCGACAACACUUUGGAGCAGUUUUUAGAUUCUGUUUUCCGAAAAGAAAAGGGGAACCGAAAACGACCGGAUCCGGUUGACUCUUUGUGGAUAAUAGACCGGAGUCACAGACAAACUUUUUUCUUCUUCUUCGUCUUCUCCACACCGCACAACUUUGGGGUUCUUGGAGCUGCAGAGAUGCGGUGAUGGAGUCCGGGGACGUUUCCAAGAUGACUGCUCUUCUAGGAGGGGACACCAUGAGCGCGUUCAAGUGGUCCUUCGUGAUACUCGCCGUCUUCUUCUCUGCCUUCAGGCCAGUAAGCGGCGGCACGCUGACAGAUCUGGAGUUCAAGCGGAGCCCCAAAACCAUCAUCUCCUCGCUAGGCAAACCUGUCACAAUGCACUGCACCCUGAAGGGCAAGGGGAACGAGGAGGAGGACCCCCCCGAUGUGCUCUGGCUGAGGGACGCUGUGCCGCUCCUGUACGCCGACACCAACCAGUUCCAAGUCCACACCGGCGACAACAGCUGGACGAUCAUGAGCACGCUCAGUAUUGAGAAGGUCCAGCUCCCCGACAUGGGCUCCUAUCGAUGUGCUGUUCUAUCCGAAAGCCACCAGACCAUGUCUGAGGAGGGGAGCCUUCAGCUGGAGGGCCUUCCUCAUUUCUCUGUGGAGCCCCAGCACAUGUCUAUAGUGGCCAACGUCUCCCUGAACCUGAGCUGCGUGGCCCACGGACCUCCAGAGCCGGUCAGAGUCAUCUGGCUGCAGGACGGCGCUCCUCUCAACUCCCUGAAGGACGCGAUGGCUCUGUCGCCCUCCACGCUCAACCUCACAGGUCUGAACCGGACCAGCACCUUUUCUUGUGAGGCCCAUAACCGCAAAGGAGUGGCCACCUCUGGAUCCGGAACAAUCACUGUUCUCCCGUCCCGGCCUCAGAAUCUGACAGCCGUGGAGACCACAGCGACCAGUCUCCGUUUAGCAUGGCAGCCCGCUUUUGGAGGCGACUACCCGAUAAUCCGCUGCACUGUCCAGGCCAAACAUUCGGUGGAGUCGUCCACAGCAGGGCCAGAUAAGAUGAUCCACAACCAGAAUGUGAACAUCCCACCAGCCACGCACUUCAUCGGGGAGCUGGAGGCCCACAGCCUCUACGCCGUCAGGGUGGCCUGCCACAGCAGCCAGGGCCCGUCUGACUGGUCGCUCUGGGUGGAGCUACGCACCAAAGAAGGAGUGCCAGAAAACUCACCGGUCAAUGUGAGCGCGGUGCUGAACGGGACAGAGGUGCUGUUGACGUGGGAGGGGCCUCCGGGGAGGAUGAAUGGAGAGCUCCAGGGCUACCUGGUGGAGUACAGCACGCCCGCCUCACAUCAGCUCACUGUGGACACCGCCCUGGACACCGAGCUGUCAAUCAACCUGUCCGUCCCCUUGUCCAAUGUGUCUAUUCGAGUGUGUGCUUAUACGGGGGCGGGGCAAGGACCCUGGAGCCCCACACAGACCCUGACUCUUAUUGCACCCGAAAUGGAGGAAUUUAGAGGUCCGACCUCGCCCCCGGCCUUUUCCUGGCACUGGUGGUAUGUGGUGAUGGCCGUGGCCGGCGCCGUGUCCAUAGCUGUGCUCAUGGGUGUUUACGUGGCCAAGAUGCGGCGCAAGGAGACGCGUUUUGGGGAGGCCUUUGAGCCCAUGAUGGAGAGCGGAGAGCUGGUGGUCAGGUACCGCGCCCGCCGCACCUACAGCCGCAGGACCACGGAAGCGACACUGAACAGCCUGGGCAUCAGUGACGAGCUGAAGCAGAAGCUCCAAGACGUGAUGGUGGACAGACACAAACUAACGCUGGGAAAGACGCUGGGAGAAGGGGAGUUUGGCUCUGUGAUGGAGGGGCUGCUGACUCAGGAGGACGCUACUCUCAAAGUUGCUGUGAAGACGAUGAAGAUUGCCAUCUGUACGCGCUCAGAGAUGGAAGACUUUCUCCGUGAGGCCGCCUGCAUGAAAGAGUUCGACCAUCCCAACGUCAUGAGGCUGCUCGGUGUGUGUCUGCAGACCGUGGAGAGUGAAGGUUACCCCUCCCCCGUGGUCAUCCUGCCCUAUAUGAAACACGGAGACCUGCACAGCUAUCUGCUCUACUCAAGGCUGGGAGAUUGUCCCGUGUACCUCCCAUCUCAAAUGCUGGUAAAGUUCAUGACCGAUAUUGCCCGAGGGAUGGAGUACCUCAGCAGAAAGAACUUCAUCCACAGAGACCUCGCCGCUCGCAACUGCAUGCUGAACGAGAACAUGAAUGUCUGUGUGGCCGACUUUGGCCUCUCCAAGAAGAUCUACAACGGAGACUACUACAGGCAGGGCCGGAUCUCAAAGAUGCCCGUCAAAUGGAUCGCGAUUGAAAGCUUGGCCGACCGCGUCUACACCACCAAGAGUGACGUGUGGUCGUUUGGAGUCACCAUGUGGGAGAUCGCCACGCGGGGACAGACUCCGUACCCCGGCGUGGAAAACAGUGAGAUAUAUGAUUACUUGAGACAAGGAAACCGUCUCAAACAGCCUCCGGACUGUCUGGACAACAUCUACGCCCUGAUGUUCUCCUGCUGGCUGCUGAGCCCCAAGGACCGCCUCUCAUUCGAGCGCAUGCGCUGCGAGCUGGAAAAGGCCCUCGGGGAUCUGCCGGACACUCAGGACCCCGACGAGAUCCUGUACGUCAACAUGGACAAGUCAUCCAUGGAGCUCGGGGCCGUCGGCGGCCGCGACCUCAUCGGCGGCCCUUCCCCUAUCUGCCUGAAGGGCCUGGACUCCAUAACCACCGUGGAGGUCCACCACCCCAACCGCUACGUCCUCUGUCCGCAGCACGAGACCAACCGAGCCCUCUCGGACUCCCUGGAGAGCCUGGACAUGCCGGUGUCGUCCUCCACAGCCACGCUGCCUCUACAGCCAUCCUGCCGCUCCACUCCCAACCUCACGCCAGCUCCCACCCCGACUGUGGAGCUGCUGGAGGACAGAGACGCAUCCAGGAAAGUCCCCUGGCAGUGAUGGCUCCACCCUUUAAAAACAUGACUCGCCAAAGCGUGCUUUAACCCCAGUCCAAGAACGGAGACCCAGCCUCUUGCUCCUGACUGUAAGAAACCCCAAUGUGCCCCGACGUACAGAUAUUUGCACAAAUGCACACACGGCCGAAGGCAUUCCAAGGAAGUGAAAGAUCGGAGUUAUUUCCUCUCUCUCUUCUGAAAUUAGCACAUUUUCUAAGUGGGUGUAAAAGUAAGUCACAGUGGGUGAUCGGGUUUAGAGCACACAUUGUAGCCCACGAACACUGCAGCACAAUCAGAGAAACGCAUUCCCAGUCGCGAUAGCAAUACACGAGCCGAUCCGCGCAGCUGCCUGUAAGACAGCAGGCCGACCUCCUCCGUGUGACGAAGCCACAACACGUCCCUGUGAAAGCAGCUCACACACUGAACGCUCAGCCACACACACUCAGAGGCCUGGACGCUAAUGCCAAGGCCGAGGGGAGUUCCUCUGAACCCUCCCCCGUCUGUGCAAAGCAACAACAUGACUGGAGGACUAGCGGGAAAUAUGCAGAAGGAAGAAGUUUCACUCAUGUGAUGAAAACGACUCUUACGUUGUUGUUGUUGUUGUUGUUUUUACAGUUUAUAAAGGACAGUAAGACGAGUUUAACGACAGAAAUCCCUCAACUGACGUGUUUCCCAAUAGCAGCAAUAGAUUAUGAAUGACUUUUUUUUUUUUUUAAGAAGUAAUGAUAAAAUAAUUAAAAGAAACCAACAUUUACUGGUCAAACAAACAGGGACAGAGGUCCUUGUUGAGGUACUGGUCCAACAAAGCGGUUCUGGUGGAGGUACUGGUCAAACAAAGAGGUACUGGUGGAGGUACUGGUCAAACAAAGAGGGUACGAACAAUCAGAGGCAGGUGGAUGAACUGAUGGACGAUAGACAUGACGGAGGAACCCCAGUGAAAUGGCAGGAUAAGCUCCACCCCUUUUGCUUUUGGCUCAAGCACAGUGUUACUACACAUUUUGUAAUUUUUUUUUAAUGCUGAUUCGUUUGUAUUUCUACAACUUUGCACUAAUGUUUUUUAUAUAUCUUUGUAUGUUUGUUUGUAAUUUGUAUAUCUUUAAUGCUUUUUUUCUUCUCUCCUUCAUUUGAUGUUCUAAGUACUUUGUGUUCGUUCGACCGGCGGACGCCUCUCAUGAAAUCAGUUCACACGGAACGCCCACUUGCAUUUAUUCAGAGAAUUAAACGUCCAGUUCUCCGCAAUGAACUUCGCCGCCUGACGUUGUCCUGCCACUCUCUCUUAUUCUGGGCGGUUUGUCUUUCUCCACGUUUACCCCUGUACAUAGACGUCUGUCACCAGCAGAGAGGAGGAGGAGGAGGAGACAGAAUACAUCUGCUUUGAGGUUCACUAGCUGCAACUUUGCAUCAUGCAUGCACUUAUUUUAAAUAUAGAGAUAUCUCUCUAUAUAGAGAUAGAUAUCUCUAUAUAGAGAGAUAUAUACAUAUAUCUAUAUGUAUAUACAUCUUUGCUUUUGUUUAUUAUUUUGUCAGGAAUGGAAUAUGUUCCAACACACAAUUUUGGGAGAUAUUUUUUUUCCGGAUGAGGUCGCUGUGUUUCUCAGAUGUCAAAAGGUCCUUAGCUCGUGGCUUAUAUAUAUAUAUAUAUAUAUUUUUUUCAGUAUACAGUGAUAUUUUUGCAAUACUGAAAUUGCUUGUUCAGAUUACAUUUCUUACAUAUGGAACUGUAUAAUCAGCGAGUGGUCCGAUGGUGUCGCUGCACACAUGUUUCACCUCUGACUGCAGACCAUGUCAUGUGUCGCACCAAAUAUCCUCAGUUCUUUGGACACAAAGAAAAAAUAAUCCUUCACAGCAACUCUGUUUUCAGUGCCUUUCAGAGAGCCAGUAUUUGUCAUGCGUAUUCUCCCGGCGUGUUGAGCUGGGAGAAUAUAACUAUAACUGCCUUUAUACAGUCGCUGAUUUGUAAACUGAAGUUUUAUACAGUACCCACAGUAUUUUGUAUAAGAAAUAAAGGUAUUCAUCGUGAA